GAAUUCAUCUGGUGUGCUUUCCUAUUCCUGUGGUAGAGGCUAGAUCAAAGUGAGCGCGCGCCCGUCAGGAACGUCACGCGCAGGGUGGGAAUCAGUCAGUGGAACAGUAGAACGGCUGCGUGAGUUCCAGGAAAGUUCGAUACGCCCUUCUGACGAGUUCCCUGUUAUACUGGCAAAUAGGGAAGUGUGAGGUAGACCAUUAUUUUUCACGGUUUAAACUACUCGUCUGGGCUUUUCGUGAGUUCGUAACUGAACCCAUGUGAUUAAUUUGUCUACAGCGUGGUUAGUUAAUUCGUUUUCUUUCAUUUUUACUUUACGGACGAAGCAACGAAUUGUCAGAAAGUUACAGUCAAAAGGACGAACAGGAUGUUUUCCACAUUUCUUCUUUGUCAGAUCAUCCUCACACUCAUCUGCCAAACACAUUGUUACGAACCCACAGUGAAGGACUUAAAGUGUUUCAAUGACUUUGAGACAGAAAUGAAGUGCAGUUUGGAGUCUGACGGCCCCAUAAGUUGCUCUGGAUACAAACUCAAUAUCACACAUACUGAAGCAGAUUUGUUAAAAGAAUAUACAUGCAUCUUUGAGAGUCAUCACAGUCUCAGUUGUGAAUGUAAAGUUGAAGUCCAAGGGUUUGUUUUAGGAGAGAAGUUCACUACUACACUUCUGGAAGGAACAAACGUUUUAUUAAGCAAAACAUUCAUGACAGACGAUUUCAUCAAACCGAAAACUCCAGUUUUAUCAGUGCAGAAGACUGAAAAUGGAAAUUUUCAUGUAACUUGGGAUGACAAGUACACAAGUUAUCCUGCAGGAAAUUUAAAAAACAGUUUGGAAAUACAUCUGAGCUAUAGGAUUAAAGGAGAAGAUAAAACAGUGUACAGCAAUGCGUCAAAUUCAGCGGGAUUCUAUGAUAUUGUGAGCAAACAUCUCCAGCCAAACACCGACUACAUUCUGACAGCAAGAAUGAGCACAAGCUAUAACGGACACAAGAUACUGAGUGACCAGAGCGCACCAGUUGAGUUCACCAGCCCCUCAUCUCCAAAUGAAAUGGUCAAAACGUUGGUUCCACCUCUGUGUGUUGGUUUAAUCUUCAUCAGUUGUGCUAUGUUCAUCUGCGUUUUGAGGAUGAAGACAAAAUGGUGGGACAAGAUCUCCAAGCCAAAAGUAGAUGCCAGUUUUGGAGAAGAGAAGGGUCAUAUUUUGCCUCCUUCCAUUAUGAACUUCUCCACAAUUCAUGUAGAGAUUCCAAAACUGGAACUUCAGGAAAAGAAAUUGAUCUCAGCGUCAUCAGUAGAUGCAACCAAUGAGAAAAGUUCCCACAGUGUUGAGUCGGCGGCAGACGAUUACGGCCAGGCCGGCUUUGAGGAGAAUUGCAGUCCGAUCAACGUCUCAUCACGCAUCAAACAUGCCCUGGAGGAGGAUUUCAAAUCCCUUCUUUUUACCAGCAACACAGCCAGCAAUCAGGGCACUACGAUGGUAGUCAAGAGUUCCUCAAGAGAACACAACCGCGCAAGCCGAGAUUCGGGCAACUGCUCUGGCUCAUCGGUUUUCAGCAACAUGACGUAUUUGGAAUCGGCCACUGAUGAUUCUUCAUUCCUGGAGCAGCUGAGCAGUCAAUCCGACAAGAGGGAAAACUCCUCUAUGAGUGCUGAUAUCAGCAAGAGCAAGUUUAACUUUCCCACUAUUGAUGCUUUGGAAGACGGAUAUCAGUGCUUCAACAGUGUUGUGAACCAGGGAAAUGAUGCAGAUGUUAGUUUAAACCUUUCAGAUGAUGCUGAUUCUGAUGAAAAGUUCAUUGUGAAAAAUCUCAUCACUAGUAAAAAUCCACUUUAUCCUUCUCUGAUGCUCCAUGAUGGCAGCGUCACACCAAGUGAUGAUGGAUAUCAAGCUUUUGAAGGCUUAACAAAGAGCACAGAAGGACAAUGGAGCACAAGCAUCAGAACCGAACAAGCUCUUAAUGAAUGUGGAGCACUGAAAUUCCCCCACAGCACUGGCCAAGAUCCCACAUGGGCCUCUUCUUUGCAUUUCUCACCCAUUACUCAAAUAGACACUUCCUAUCAGUCUGUUUAGCUGUGGUGCAAACAACUGAAAUAUUGAAUUAUCUCUGUAUGUAACCUUUACAGUUACAAAGAAAUAUGACCAGUAAUAAGAUCUAUGCAAAUGUUCAUUGUGUAGACUCAAAUUCAAGACCUUCAAUUUAGGUUUCACUGUUUCUACACAAAGACUUUGAGCAGUGUCUAAAAUGCUUGAAGAGGUCAUCAUGGAUUACUAUUCUUGACAUUCAUUUUUCUUUAUUAUUGUACAGUUUUUCAUACACAAUGUCAAAUGUGACCCUGAGUCACAUUUGCAAAUGCAAAUUUUAAAGGCAUGGUAACAAGGCCAAGACGGUUCUUAUCAUACAGUGCCACUAAAACAAAUGAUAGGUAUUUGCUUAUUCAUCUGUACAGUUACAAUGUAUCAUUCCUUUGGAAGUAUCACCAAUAAUAGGAAACUUUCGGUUUAGUAAUUAAAUGUUUCAUAAAUUCAACAAAAAGAGGCUCUGUGCCUUAAAUAAUCUAGGAGGUCAUGUAUUACUUUUUCUGUCAUUCAUAUUUUUGUAUUGCUAAAAAGGCAUUUCUGAGCAUAUAUUUCAUAUCUCAGUCUGUAAAAGAAGGAUUUUUCUUUUGUGCAUUGUUUUUUUUGUUUGUUUUUUUUUUUUUUUUUUUUUUUUUACAAAAACAAGAAAAAGUCUGUAUAUAUGAUAUAUUUAGAUAUAGAUGACUGUUAUAUUUUUGUUAAAAUCUUAAACAGGAAAAAACUUAGCUUGGACAGUUCACAGACAGUACUUAUCAGCCUGUUUAACAAUACUGUCAAAUGAUAGACACAUGCUUAAAACUUACAUUAUUUUUGUAUGUAGUCUUAUGUAGUUGUUCUGUGUACACCAUGGUGUUUUAACAUACAAACUAAAGCACUCUAAAUAUUUUCAAUAAGAGCAAUGUAAAUACAGUGCUAUGAUUAUACUUUUCUAAAGUAAAACCUCAGAAUGGUGAAA
This is a messenger RNA of Megalobrama amblycephala (Wuchang bream), 3028 nucleotides long. RefSeq lists its product as uncharacterized. Bases 367 to 2067 code for a protein of 566 amino acids. Gene Ontology annotation, molecular function: protein binding; cytokine receptor activity. Gene Ontology annotation, cellular component: membrane; external side of plasma membrane. Lineage: Eukaryota; Metazoa; Chordata; Actinopteri; Cypriniformes; Xenocyprididae. The record is from RefSeq and is a predicted model, not a curated record. Gene Ontology annotation, biological process: immunoglobulin mediated immune response; cytokine-mediated signaling pathway; production of molecular mediator involved in inflammatory response. The transcript is spliced from 10 exons.